GAGUUGUCUGAACGCACCCGAUUUUUGGCGCCAAUUUGAUGAAAUCCAUCAGAGUGACGUCAUUCGUCGCUCUGGACACGAUUCAACUUGUUGCAUCGGUUGCGAACAUACGCUGUAAGAUCCAAAUGUAAAAUAUUAAUUUAUUAUGGUGUUGUCAGAGUUAAUCGGUGCUAAAAACAAAAAGUUAAUUUGAGGCUGACGUGAAAGAUCACGUAAGGAAAAAAAUAAUGAAGAAAAAAUAAUAAAGGAUGUUUAAAGAAAAACAGCAAUAGCUUCCAGUUGAAGAGGCUGAAGAAAGUUUUAAAAAGACAACACAUCGCACAAACGCGAGAGGUUUGAAUUGCAACAAAUAAAAAGAAGAAGAAAAAAAACUUUCUGAAUCAAAUAUGGACAGAAGAAAAUUGUUGUCUAAGAAAAAUUUAUUGCCGGUCAGCCAGUCGUCGGAAAGAAGCGACACUGUCUUUGGCAACAAACAAACAAGAGACAGUAUCCAAGAGAAGAGUCAAUCAUCGUUCGACGAUGACAGAUUGUCAUCUAUACGAUCGUCGGUGUUAAAAUCACUGAAUCAUUCGCCACUGAGUAGUAUUUCUUCUAUCAAUAAAAAUAAAAAACGAAGUUUUAACGAGGUUGACAAUGAUUUAUCAGAAAAUGAUAAUUUUUGUGUUAGCAGUAAGUUGUUGAAAACAACCAAGUCGUCGGUGACGAAAGAAGCGAUUGAUAAAAUAUCAUCUAGCAGAAUCUUCGAUACGAGCCAGCGGGAGAAUGUAUGUUCGUUAGAAACUAGAAUAUCGGAAACAAAGAAGACAGAAAAAUCAUCGGUCGCAUUAACCGGUGGUGGAUGUCAGAAUACAAAUUUGGAGAAGCGAGAUUUGGACGAUCUCUCAUGCGACGACGACGAGUCCGCGGUUGUUAAGAAGAAACAGAAUAAAAUUUUAUCGAGCAGAAACUCGCAGCGUACCGGCAAAAUUGGUAAUGGUAAUUAUGAUUCUCCCGAGAAAUUACUUUCUUCCAUUCGCAGAUCAUCACCCGUUAAGCCAACCGCUAAACAUGAUGUUUCUGAGAAGAGACAGAACGCAGAACUUAAUUCAUGCGUGGAAUCAGACAAGUACGGAUCGAAGAAUACAAGAGAACAUUCGAAACCUCGUCAUGUAUCGUCGGUUUUUGUGAAUUUCCUGCAAAAAAGCGGAAUUACAUUGUCAACCGAUGGUGUAUACGUACUCAAUGUUUCCGCAUCGAUUGCCAAAAGGAAGAUGAGAAAAAUUUUUAAUUCAAAGCAGUAUCAGAAAAAGGACAUUGUCGAUUCCUUGGAACAGUAUGUUCAGGACGAAGAGAAUUUUCAAAAUAUGUUAAGCAACAUGGAGUUGUCUACCGACAACAAGAGUUACAGCGUUCUGAACAAUAUGUCUCUUGCAAAAAUACUGCUGGAAGUUACAGAAAUCCAAACGGAUGUGUAUAACAUCUUUGUGUCUAAACUUAAUGAAUCUGUUCUCCUGGCUGAUAGUCCAGAGAAAAUUCCCUGGGCAUUGCUACUGUUGCAUCAGUUCCGAUUUUUGGACACCAUAGCCGAUGUUGACGUAUUAACUACAAACAUAGAACAGCUACUGGAAACGUGUCCUUCGUGGUUUCAACGUGAAAUUGUCCUAUUCUUGCCUGACAUAUUGUCGGAUACCCAACAUCAACACAUCGCCGAGAUUCUAACGAACAUGUUGGAAGAAAAUUGCGAACUGACGGCUACAAUUUUAGACUGCAUCACCAGCUUCAAUCUUAGCAAAGAAUAUUUGGAAGAAUACAAACUUAAAAUAUUACAUUUGUUAAAAACAAACAUGAAAGUGGAAUUUAUACCGACCGUCAUUAAGUUUUUGCUUAAUGAUUGCGCAAGUCCCGAAAUUGUCAAGCAACUCGUGCUCGCGCUGCGAAAUAUGGAAACGCAACCACUGGCUGGAGACAGUAUCGAGGACUGUUACAAAAAUCAAGUACAAAUAGUUAAAGCGUUAAAAAUAUGUAUGUUAUUGAACAAAGAGAUAAUGCAUUCCGCGUUAAAUGUGAUAAAAGAUAUCAAUAAGAAUCCAAAGCCGUUGGAUCUAAUCGUUUUGCUUCUGAUAUUUGGCGGAACGGCGAAGCCAAAAAUUGCCGAAACCUUGUUGAAGCAAAAUGUGCAGUGUGGAUUUUACAGAAUAAGUUUGCUCCACACGCUUUACAAUGAUUACAAACAGGUUGUUCAAGAAUUGCAACCGUUAAUAUUGCAACUGGCAAGUAAAUUAUUAAAGUCCAAAGAUUACGUGUUUAUUAGUUUUGGCAUAGAGUGGUUCCGCUUGCAGUUUGUCAUUCAGAAAGACACGUUCGCGUACAAACAACGUGAGAUCAUAGAGAAGAUCAUUCUUCUCAUGGGUAACAACGAUCAAACCAUGAAACACACGCUUACCGUGCUCUGUAAAAUGGCAGAGGACACGGUAGAGAGAGAUUGUUUGGUGACGCACUGCAAUCAUCUGAGAAUUUUAUUAGAAAAGAUAGAUUGCUUCGGACUUGAGGAAGUUGGGAUUUUGAGCGACUUGUUGCACAAGCUGUGCUUGAUCGACGAUUCCGCUUCGGAAUUAUUAAGAGAUGAUUUAUUUAUAUUGUUGCAAAAACAAUUGUCCGCUGCCAAACCGAUUACAAAAUGCAAAGGUGUGAUGGGUGCGGUAAUGGCGAUAAAACAUUCAGCAGUGAAGACCGAAACUAGUGAUAAGGCUUUGAAGUUAUUUGAUAGAGUAAUGAAAAGCGUGAAAAGUUGUUCAAAAUCGCUACCUUUGUUUUAUGAUCAAUUAGCGCAAAUAAUUGCCGAAACCGAAUCUAUAGAUGCGAAUUUUGUUCGAACAAUAAGUAACCGUAUCGAGGAUGAAUUUGUUAACACAUAUAUGACGGAUAAAAUACAACAGAACGACGAUUUGGUACCUAAAUUUGGACUGAAUAACGUUGAAAGUGAGCCGCAAAGUUGCGUUUUAAAUUUUGGAAAUAAACGAAGCGGUCCAAUCGCACCGAUAUUGUUUCGACUUCUCAAGACAUGUUACAUGAGGCUUAGCAGCCGAGGAGAAUUGGAGGCUAUAGACGCUCUUUUGGGAUGUGGAAUGUUGAUGCCCCAAAACUUUGAUAUACCAGACCAUUCGGUACUGGAUCUCGUUAUAUGCGGUAUCAAUUGGUUUAGAGAAGUAAUUACGGGUUUUGUCACACAAACAGAUCUUUUGCUACAAAACCAAGUACUAAAACGUUUAGAUAAUUUAAUAUAUUUGCAAGGUGAACUAAAUACACUGUUACUUUUAUGCGACACAAAAUAUCAACCGUCACCGUGUUACUUUCAUUACUUUCCACUACCUCCGUUUGUAACAAUCGAAAAGAAGAUUAGUAAAAAAGGACAGAAGACAGGUAAAAAAAAGAAAUCUAACGCAACUGCGGAGAACACGUCGUCGAGGGAGUUCGGUUCCACACUGUGUUCUAAGAAUCCAGCGUAUUUUAGAAAGUUUGACGCAAAGAUAGCCCAUCUUCUGGAUGUCAAGAUAGAAUCGUCGCAGCUUGGAACGCAAACAAUAUCAACAAAGCAAGCCUCUUUCGUCGUGAGGGAACUUCUGUCGAUAUUCGAAAGCGAAGCUUCCGAAUCUUUUGUGAAAGAUCUAAUAAACUUGUUGCCAAAGAUCUGUGCCAAAUUGGACGACGUUGUCAAUAAACUAAGAGAAAAUAAUACGUGCGAUUUGAGAGAAGCCGCGAGAUUGUUGCUGUGUCUUCUCGCAAAAAUUUUCAAUUGGAAGGGAUUUUUCAGCGUAACGUACAACACUUUGCUGCGCGAAGGACUGCGUACUCUGGCCAAACAAAUUGACAAAAACAAUGCGCAACUGCGGUCUUGCAAGGAACUUGUCGCGGAAUCGUACAAGUAUUUCGAAUCGUUGUCAGACAUAGCUACCGAAAUAUCAUUAGCUACCGCUCUCGUCAACAUGUGUCAGUCGUUAAUGAAACAUUCAGAAACCUACACCCAACAAUACAAGAACAAACACGCAAAAUUAGCAUAUGGAUUUCUCUGUCUGGAAUGGUUUGAAGACAAGCACACCGGUUCGCAAUAUAGAUUGUUUAUUAAUCAGUUAUUGAACAAUUGGAUAGACAACGAACCUUCGCCGUUGGAUACGGUAACAUCGAUUUUGGAAUGGUUACCGAGUGAAGUUUCCAAUUUCGAAGAAGGUGGAAAUAAUUUAACGAGAAUUCCUUCGAUAAAUGGAAAUACCUUCCACUUAUUGUAUAAGAAAUUGUUCGAUGGUUUCAUCAAGGGUAUCAAUAUAUCAUUGUUAACGGUAAACUCAGAUCCAAAGAGAAUACAAGUAUGGCGCAAUGUUGCUUCGAAUAUUCAAAAACUUAUACAGAUAUGUAAAACUUUAAAGCGAAAGGCCACCGUACAAUUGUUUCUACGAUACAUGCCUCUAUUGAUAAAACAAUUUCUAAACACUGGCAUGCCAAUACUCGAACACAACUUGAAAUAUCAAACAGAUGAUGUUAUUAGUAUUUUGAAAAUUAUGCAAAGUGGUACGCGCUACUUAAGUGCGAUUUGUGUUGACGGUAUAGAAAAGAAAAAUUUGCUGAUGACUAAAUAUAUACCUGCGGCAAAAUCAUUAGCAGAGAAGCUGCUUUACAGUGUCAAAGCAAUGAUGGUACUCAACGAUAGCGGAUCAGCUUUUUGGAUGGGGAAUCUUGUCAAUAAAAAUUUAGACGGCCGUGAAAUUCUUUCACAGACAUCGUCGGAAGAAACUACGUUACCAGAAAUGGACGCUAUUUCUGAGGAAGCGAUAAAUGCGUCGUCUGAAAUAUUAGAUUCUGAUUUAGACGAAGAUCCGAUAGAAGAAACAGACAAUGAAGACAUUGAAGACGAUGAUUUAUAGUUGUGUUUAACGUACGCCGUGAAAUAAUUAUGAAAUAAUUUAAAAUUUAUUUUUUAUUUUUGUCAUUAUUAUUUAAACAAAUAUAAAAGAAGAUAUUUGAAACAUGCAAGCGCGCAUGUAUUCACGUGUUAUGUACGGGCGUUUUUGCCCGUUUUUUCUCGUGAUAUAAAUUACUAAGUACGAAUAAAAAUAUAUAACAGAUAUGUAAAAUACAAACGUUUACUAUUCUUGGUAGUUUAUAGAAUAGAACAAUAUAGCUCUAUACAAAGACGAUUUACCUAUAUAUCGUACAUUCUAUCUUAAACUGCCAAGACCCUGUUUGGUUACCAGUGUCCACUAGUGUGAGAAAGAGCAUAUAAAACAAGUUUUCUACAUAUAUAUAUAAUAAUAAAGCCUGUAUCAAACAUCAAAUUACGAAUAAAGCCAAAUCCACGUUUAGUGAACUUGGUUCCGAAUUAUCACAUUUCAAUUUAAUCCUAACUCUCUCUUUUGAUACAAGCCAUCUCUUUGUUGAUAAUGUUCUGAUACAUUUUGUUAAAAUUUGUUAGGAUUUUCCAGACAUUUUUAAAAACUUGUAUCAAAAGAACAUAACCAGCAGGAAGAUGGAACGAACACUCAGGCCCUGAGCACAAUAGAGAAAAUAUUAGGAAUAAAAAUACAUAAUAAAUAUGUAGAAAAGGGAUUUGAAAUAAUGUUACAUGAAACAAGAGAAACGAAAUAGAUUACUUGUUCCAAAUUCUUCUUUCUUACUAUGAUACAUUAUACUAUUUUCUUGAUUUGUAAACAAUUAAUUUGAAUUUCUUACUUAACAUUUCUUCCUAUUCUUAAAAUUUGGCCUAUUACGCUAAGGGCCUUUGUUGCUACAUGCAAAUGCAGUUUAUGUCAUUUUGUGUGCGAUUCUUACGACUGUUCUUCAUACACAUUGCAACAUCAUUUGAACAAAUGAGCACAUCUAACAUAAAGUAACCAUAAUACUUUUGUAACAAUAAAAGAUGCACAUCAUAGACUUAUAUAUAAAUAGACCCAGCGUUCUGUGAGAGGAGUUGUCCGCGUCUUCUAAAGGACGGAACGAUAUGCAUCCAGGUGCUGUCUCCGUCGCUCCGCCGGUCUGGAGGGGGAACGUCGAUGGAUAACGUUGAAGG
Messenger RNA from Pseudomyrmex gracilis, 6037 nucleotides. It is a transcript of the gene Fancd2, whose product is annotated as Fanconi anemia group D2 protein homolog. The transcript has 15 exons. Gene Ontology annotation, biological process: interstrand cross-link repair; homologous chromosome pairing at meiosis; mitotic intra-S DNA damage checkpoint signaling. Gene Ontology annotation, cellular component: condensed chromosome; nucleus. The coding region runs from base 387 to 4895 and encodes 1502 amino acids. Lineage: Eukaryota; Metazoa; Arthropoda; Insecta; Hymenoptera; Formicidae. Gene Ontology annotation, molecular function: DNA polymerase binding. The record is from RefSeq and is a predicted model, not a curated record.